AUGCGGCACCACAUUUGGGCACUCGCUCUGGCGAUCCUCUUGGCGGCGGGGGAGGCCAAGCCGUCGGCACACUUUGAUCAGCACUUCAAUCCACACUUCAAUCAGCACUUCAAUCACUUCGAUCCGCACCAUUUCGAGCACUUGGAGCCGCUGCACGCACCACUGCAGGCUCCGCUGGCGGAGCAUUUGGAUUACGCGGCGCCAUUCCUGCCAGCGCCUGCUCCACCACCAGCCUUUGCCCCAGCACCACCCGUAUACGCACCGGCACCACCCGUUUAUGGACCGGCACCAGCUCUUGUGGCUCCUCCGCCGCCGCAAUUCAUUCCUGCACCACCGGUAUACGCACCCGCACCACCAGUAUUCGCACCCGCACCACUUCUGCCCGCUCCAGCUCCACUGCUGCCCGCUCCAGCUCCCCUUCUGCCCGCUCCAGCUCCCCUUCCCCAUCAUCUUCUGCCAGCUGCCACGCCCUUCCUCCCACCCGCUGAGCUGACGAUAACCCACCAGGUGCUGCCACCCGUCCUGGAGGCCGCGCCCUUUGCGACGCCCACCUACCGGGCGAUUCCCGGGCCAAAGACCACCACCCACCAUGUGUCCAUCGGCUACGCCUUCCCCAAGCUGCUCGCCCACGCACACGCCCACCCCCACCCCCAGCACGCCCACCUGCGUGGCCUGCCCCUCACGAAGCUGAUCCACAAGCAUCACCAUUCCCUGUUCUAG
Molecule: messenger RNA, 720 nt
Organism: Drosophila persimilis
Lineage: Eukaryota; Metazoa; Arthropoda; Insecta; Diptera; Drosophilidae
Product: pollen-specific leucine-rich repeat extensin-like protein 3
Exons: 2
Coding region: 1-720 (239 amino acids)
Source: RefSeq, a predicted model, not a curated record